AUGGACUCUGUAUCAACAACCUACGGCUACGACAUGGGUUUGGCGGACUGCGACACACCCAGGAACAAAGACGACUCUGCUAUUGCAAUCUAUAGUCCACCAACGAACACAUUGGAGCUCAACGAUGACCUUCCACUCGCCGGAUCAAAACCUCAGAAAAAAGAUAUGGCUUUCGGCAAAGGGGGUUACUAUGCCAAACCAGUUCAGAUACGCAUCCCGAAGUCACUGGAGCCACUACCUCCGUUGCUCAACGAGAACAAGAUGAACCUACUCUACUUUCACCACUUUAUCAACCACACAGCUCGCAUCCUUGUUCCGCAUGAUUGCGAGAAGAAUCCCUUUCGCCAGAUUCUACCAGAAAUGGCCGUACGCGAUGAGAAUAUCAUGAACCUAUUACUUGCUUACAGCGCUUCACACCGGGCUCGAAUGCUCAACCAGCCAGAGCCUGCUAAUCGCAUUGCUGUCUGGGUACAGGAUGUAUUUCCAAGACUACGUCGAACAAUUACGGAGAACCCUAACCACAUCUCCAACAGCACACUAGCUGCCGUGAUCAUGAUGGCAAGCCUGGAGAUAAUCGCCUCCAACACAUUCGAGGUUCCCAUUUCCUGGCAGAGCCAUCUGCAAAUGGCGCGGCAAAUGGUCGUAGCAAGAGGAGGACCGCAGGGCGUAGACCGACAAGAUCGCGUCGCCUACUUCCUCUCACGCUGGUUCGCAUACCUCGACGUCGUCGGCUCCCUCAGUGGCAACAAAAACGACACACCUCUCGGGUCUUUCUACUGGUCAUCGGAAAACGCUUCGGCUGACGAAGAUUUCGAGAUCGACUGCCUGAUGGGCUUCACGAACCGCUGCGUCGGCAGCCUGGCCAAAAUUUCCGAGCUCGCAAAACAAUGCGAACCACUGCGUAUCGACGAGGAGGGCAACAUCCGCGAGAACUGGCACCCGAGCCUUGACGUCUAUAAUCAGGCAAUGCACAUCCGCCACGAGCUCGAGGAAGGCCUGUCAGACCAGUACAUCCACCGGGGAUGCAACCACGGCAGCGAGUCAGAAGGCGCGUGGGACGCCACGGAAAUCUACGCCACGAAUGAAAUGUUCCACUGGGGCGGGCUAGUGCACCUCUACCGCCGCGUGCUGGGGAAGCCAGCCACAGCCGCGGAAGUGCAGAACGCCAUAAGAGAGAUUGUCGAAUUGCUGUACAAGGUGCGUCGGGGCUCGUCGGCCGAGGCGUGUCUCCUGUUCCCCAUGUUUGUCGCAGGGUGCGACGCGCAGGACGAGGGACAGCGCGAGAAGAUUAUGGACCGGUUGAGAGGUGUUGAGGGGUUCGGCAUGACGCAGAUCGAUAGAGCGAGAUCGCUUAUGCGACGUGUUUGGGACACGGGAAAGCCGUGGGAGUCACUUGUCUCGGGCGAGUUCUUUGGUUGA
Molecule: messenger RNA, 1419 nt
Organism: Ascochyta rabiei
Lineage: Eukaryota; Fungi; Ascomycota; Dothideomycetes; Pleosporales; Didymellaceae
Exons: 3
Coding region: 1-1419 (472 amino acids)
Biological process (GO): positive regulation of transcription by RNA polymerase II
Cellular component (GO): nucleus
Molecular function (GO): transcription cis-regulatory region binding; DNA-binding transcription factor activity
Source: RefSeq, a predicted model, not a curated record